AGUAAAUAUGUUUACUUGCAGAUCAUGUAUGAGGAAAUCUUUUACUACUCUCAUAAAUCAUACUCUUCGUCUGGAAAACACAUUUGCAACUUCGCGCCCACGACCCUACUCGUUUGGGAAACAUGCGUCAUCCCGUCGGUCCGCAGGGAUCGAAAGAUUCGAUACAGCCUGGGAUGAAAAAUCAAACACCGAAACAAUAACCCUAGAUGAUCUAGCAGAAGAAGAUUCGGAAUAUACAGAAGACACAGAAAAUACACAAAGACCUAGAAGGUUAACACCAGCAGAAUGGGCUGCCCGGAAACACUUACAAUACUUAAAAGAUCCGCUAGAUAUCGCCAAUCAAGUCAGAAAGUCAUUGGGCAAGGAUAACUUCGAAGAGGCUGUUAUAAUGACGAGAAAAUCUAGUAGAGAUACGAAAGUGACUGUCAGUUGGAAUCACUUGAUCGAUUAUGAGCUCAAAAGGGAUAGAAUCCAUGCAGCUCUCAAGCUAUAUAAUGAGAUGAAAAAACGCGCCCAACUACCGAACGCUCAGACUUAUACAAUCAUCUUCAGAGGCUGCGCUAUGUCAUCUCAUCCAAAGCUAGCCGUCUCAGAGGCACUCAGAAUCUACAAUAUUAUGUUAAAAAGUGAGCGCAUAAAACCGAACACUAUCCAUAUGAACGCUGUUCUCCAGGUCUGUGCCAGGUCUGAAGAUAUGGAGGCGAUGUUUAGCAUUGUGCAGACAGCCAACGAAGGCAUCAGGGCGCCCAACAGCCUGACUUACACAACAAUUAUCAAUGCGUUACGACUAUCGGUCAGUAAGCCUCUACCUAGGACCAGCAUUGUUAGCCAACGACAAGCCGAUGAGAGCGAGAAGGAAAAACGGCAAGCGAUUCAGCGAGCCAGGGCUGUAUGGGAAGAAGUUAUAUCGAAAUGGAGAGCCGGGACCAUGGUUAUCGAUGAAGAAUUGGUUUGUGCGAUGGGAAGGAUCCUGUUGAUAGGUACCUAUCACGACACCAACUCUAUAGGGGCAUUGCUGGAGCAAACAAUGUUGAUCCCACAAGAAGAUGGGGUUCCAAUUUCUGGGCCGCCCAAAGAGGAAGACAACCCCAACGGUACCGAUACCGAUUUAAAACGACCUGCCAUGAUCAGUGGUCGUAGGACUAGGGCUCCCGGAGCUCCUACAACGAGCCAUGCGCUCCCGGGAAACAACUCCCUUGCUUUGAUUCUUUCCGCUCUCGAGAAAACCGGGUCAACAAGCAAGUCGCACCGUUACUGGGAAAUAUUCACUAAGAAGCAUCAUGUCGUUCCUGAUCCUAAUAACUGGCAUUUACUAUUCGUAGCUUUGAGACGCGGGAAGAAUAGCGGCAAGACAGUUUCGUAUUUGCGAGAGAUGCCGCCUAGGAUGACAGUCCCGAAAACUUUCCGGACGGCUAUGAGCACUUGUCUGCGAGACAAUCUAAACCGCAACUCUUUCCGCAAUGCUACCGAUGUGCUAGAGAUCAUGCAAGAAAAAACGGCAAUUCCUGACAUGCAGACUAUGCGCAUAUACCUACGGGUGGCUUACGCCAACAAGCGGUACCACUUAGAUCAGUCAAAGGGUGACCCGAAGGCCGGUAUGAUUGCAUGGGGCCAACAGAUUGCUGAGGCUUUGGAAAAUCUUUGGAGACCAUAUAUAGCAGUUUCGAGGGAGUUUGCAAACAACGGACCGGAGGCGAAUGUGAAACGAGAGCUUGUUGCACUUUCGCGGAAGAUGAUUGCUGCCGCCGACAGGAUAAUAUCUACCGAGAUAGUAACUUCGGAAACCGCGGAACAGCUGAAAUCGAAGCGAAAUAACCUCAACAGGAUCGUUGUCCACCAUUUCGAACAAAUGGCUGAAAUCGACCCCAACUUCAAAAAGGAAGACAUCGACAAUGAAGAGGAUGAAGCAGAUGACGAAGAGGACUUCAACUAUUAUUCACCCGAAUUUCGAGAGAAACGAGAUGUAAAGAGACGUGGACUAGAUGGACGAAAACAACUCCGAGUUCGUGGCUGAUUGAAUGCUCUGUAC
Annulohypoxylon maeteangense is the source of this 2029-nucleotide messenger RNA. RefSeq lists its product as uncharacterized. NCBI's taxonomy places the organism in Eukaryota, Fungi, Ascomycota, Sordariomycetes, Xylariales, Hypoxylaceae. Gene Ontology annotation, molecular function: protein binding. The record is from RefSeq and is a predicted model, not a curated record. The transcript has a single exon. The coding region runs from base 8 to 2014 and encodes 668 amino acids.